AUGAUAAUCUCUUUAUUGAAUCAUAAUGUAGUCGAGUGGUGCAGCAACCAGUUUCAAUGUGCAGCAAUGAACGACACAGUAGUAAAAAGUGUGACUGGACCUGUACUGGAACAGAGAACUUGGAAAAUUAUCGUAGUGGGUGACAUGAACACUGGAAAGACUUCUAUCAUUGAACGGUACUGUGACAAGCAUUUCAUCGAAUACUAUCGACCUACAACAGGUAUUGAUUUAAAAAAGAAAACUAUCAAUUUCGAGAACAAAAACAUCGUUUUAAGUGUUUGGGACACAGCUGGAACUGAAAAAUAUCAAUCUUUAAUUCAGUUGUACUACAGAGGAGCAAUGGGAUUAUUUAUUAUCUACGACUUUACAAAUUUAAAUUCAUUACACAACUUGGACAUAUGGAUGAAAAAUAUUGAUGAUUUUGCUCCUUCAAAUGUGGUAAGAAUUUUGAUCGGUGCUAAAUGUGAUAUGGAAUCAAACAGAAUGGUGUCAACCGAAGAAGGAAAAUUGGUGGCAAAACAUUUUGGAAUACCCUUUUUUGAAGUAUCUUCUAAAAACAAUAUAAACAUAGACGAUUCAUUUUUGAGAAUGGUUUCAUUGAUAAACGAGAUGGAAUCUGAAAAUACUAUUAAAAAGGAUUUUGUGAUCUUAGAAGACAAACCAACAGCUUGUGACAUUGACAUCCCAUCUAAAUGUAACUGUUGA
Macrosiphum euphorbiae (potato aphid) is the source of this 705-nucleotide messenger RNA. The record is from the annotation of a GenBank genome assembly. Lineage: Eukaryota; Metazoa; Arthropoda; Insecta; Hemiptera; Aphididae.